Messenger RNA from Cynocephalus volans (Philippine flying lemur), 1676 nucleotides. It is a transcript of the gene MRPL4, whose product is annotated as mitochondrial ribosomal protein L4. Gene Ontology annotation, cellular component: ribosome. Gene Ontology annotation, molecular function: structural constituent of ribosome. NCBI's taxonomy places the organism in Eukaryota, Metazoa, Chordata, Mammalia, Dermoptera, Cynocephalidae. The record is from RefSeq and is a predicted model, not a curated record. The coding region runs from base 49 to 933 and encodes 294 amino acids. The transcript is spliced from 9 exons. Gene Ontology annotation, biological process: translation.
CGGCCAGAGGGAAUCUUGAACUCCCGCGGCGUGGGGAGAGGUGCCGCGAUGCUGCAGUUGAUCCGGGCCGGGGGGCGGGCCUGGCUUCGGCCCACGGGCUACCGGGGCCUGACCUCGCUGGCGGAAGAGGCAGCGCAGCCGGCGGAGACGCCGGAGCCAGUGGCGAGCGCGGGUCUCCAGGCGCCCGUCUUGCGCAAGUGCGAGCUCCCGCUACCCGCUCAUCGGCGGCCGGUGCAGGCCUGGGUCGAGUCCCUACGGAGCUACGAGCAGGAGCGCGUGGGCCUCGCCGACCUGCACCCCGAGGUUUUCGCCACGGCGCCCAGGCUGGAUAUUCUGCACCAGGUUGCCAUCUGGCAGAAGAACUACAAGAGAAUCAGCUAUGCCAAGACCAAGACUAGGGCCGAGGUUCGGGGCGGGGGCCGGAAGCCCUGGAUGCAGAAAGGCAGCGGGCGGGCCCGGCACGGCAGCAUCCGCUCCCCAAUCUGGCGAGGAGGAGGUGUCGCCCAUGGCCCCCGGGGCCCCACAAGUUACUAUUACAUGCUACCUAUGAAGGUGCGGGCAGUGGGCCUCAAGGUGGCACUGACUGUCAAGCUGUCCCAGGACGACCUGCACAUCGUCGACUCCCUGGAGCUGCCAACCGCAGACCCCCAGUACCUGACAGAGCUGGCCCGCUACCGCCGGUGGGGGAACUCUGUGCUCUUAGUGGACUUAACACAUGAGGAGAUGCCACAGAACAUCGUGGAGGCCACCUCUGGGCUCAAGACCUUCAACCUGGUUCCAGCUGUCGGCCUGAACGUGUACAGCAUGCUCAAGCACCAGACGCUGGUCCUCACCCUGCCCACUGUUGCCUUCCUGGAGGACAAGCUGCUCUGGCAGGACUCACGCUACACGCCCCUUUAUCCCUUCCGCCUGCCCUACUGCGACUUCCCUUGAGUCCUGGCCUGCCCCACCCAGGCCCAUCGGCUGCCCCGCUUCCUGCACCAUUCUCCAUGCAAAGCGCCUGCUCUGAGCCAGGCUGUGCCCCUGGCACAUUUGGGAGCCUCCCACCCCACCCUGCAAAAGGGAAGUGCUGCCUGGACCCCACUCAUCCCAGUUGGGAAGCCGAGGCCACACAGAGUGGCCAAGCAGAUGCCUCUACCAAGAAAGGACAGCUCUGCAGAGAGCUCACAUGAGCUCCCGCCCCAGUUCUCUCUUUCUUUUGUUUUUAAAGUAAAGUUUAUUUUUUAAUCAAGAUACACAGAACAGCUCAUUGCCAUUUCAAAUAAUUGUUUGGUGUGCUGGGCCUUUUCUGUGGUGCUGGGCACUGCUGAGUGUCUGUCUCUUGGAGGGGCUGGCAGUCGUGUUUAAAGGAGACUUCAGUGCUGUUUAUGGAAAUGACCAGAAUUAAUUUACCCUGGGUGAGUCAGACUCCAUGAGCUCGCAGAGGUGCGUGGGCGCCAGUGGUUCCUAGGAACCGGCUCCUGGCACUUCCCCGUCCUGAGUAUUGUCACUGUUUACUCUGGUCCCCGAGAGGGUUUGCGGACCCGUUUGUCAAGCCUGAGAUUGUGGGCUUGAUUCCACAAGUGGACGCAGUGUCCAAACCUGACUUUAUUCUGACAGUCUCCCAAAGCACAGAGUCAGAAAAGCAAAUGUCUCACAGUAAAGGACCAAAUAAACACAUUUGUAAAAACACCGAA